Molecule: messenger RNA, 1497 nt
Organism: Penicillium vulpinum
Lineage: Eukaryota; Fungi; Ascomycota; Eurotiomycetes; Eurotiales; Aspergillaceae
Product: FAD-binding oxidoreductase
Exons: 5
Coding region: 1-1497 (498 amino acids)
Molecular function (GO): oxidoreductase activity; FAD binding
Source: RefSeq, a predicted model, not a curated record
AUGUUGCGAACUACUGUUUGGUUGGUCUACCUCCUUGCUGUCGCAAAUGCAGGGGAAACAGCCCAAUCGAUAACAGCUCCCACAAACUGUCAACAAGCAUGUGCCCAACUCUCCACAGUCUUUGGGUCCGCACUUCACUACCCCGACAGUGAUAAUUUCACCAUCUGGGAUGCGAAGCAGCAGGAGGUCCAUCCAUCCUGUCGCAUCGAGCCUAGCAGUGCCUCUGAUGUGGCCAACGUUCUGAAUGUCCUCGUUGACCACUGGUGUUACUUUUCAGUAAAGGGUGGCGGCCACUCCAGGAAUGCGGGGGACUCUAAUUCGGUGGGUGGUGUUACUGUGGACCUAGACCUCUUGAGAGAUGUUGAGGUCUUGGACAAUGGAACCAAGGCACGUGUUGGUGGUGGUGCAACCAGUAUUCAAGUGUACCAUGCCCUGGAGUCUCGGAACUUGUCCUACGUCGGUGGGAGAGUGGGCAGCGUCGGCAUGGGUGGAUUCACACUUGGCGGAGGAACAUCCCCAUUCUCGAACAAGUACGGAUGGGCGUUGGAUAACGUUUUCGAAUAUGAGGUUGUCCUCGCCAAUAGUACAAUUACUACGGCCUCUGAGACUCAUAAUCAGGAUCUUUAUUUUGCUCUCCGGGGAGGAGGCAACAACUUUGCCAUUGUUACAGCCUUCACGAUCCGCACAUUUCCCCAGGGGCCUGUCUUCACCAGGCAGACAUCCUACUCCCCCAAUCAGACUGAGCAAGUUCUCGACAAGGUCUAUGACUUAUUCACAGAUAAGAAUCUCACUGGUGAUGUGGAAAUGGGUUAUGAUCUAUACUAUAGCUACGAUUCGGGCAGUGAAGACUUUACCUUGAUGGGCACUCAGCGCUACGGGAAGGCAAUUCACAAUCCUCCAGUCUUCCACGAAAUUGACCAAAUCCCCACAUUAAGCCGGACUACGAUCAUAGGAUCCAUGAGCAGUGUGUCGAAUGGAUCUAUCCCAAUGGGUACAACUCGAAAUUUAUUUGCUACCCUAACCGUGUCCCCAUCUCGCUCCCUGUUCUCACGGGCUCUCCAGAUCUUCAGGCAGGAAGUGGAAGCUAUCAAGAGCGUGCCCGGCAUACGGACUAACUUCAUCUGCUAUCCAAUGCAAAGGAAUGCCAUCGCAGCCAUGAAGCAAAGAGGUGGUAAUGCCCUGGGCAUCGAUCUUGAGCGUGAUGAACCUCUUUUUAUUAUUCUGCUCUCGACGGCCUGGUCGGAUGCAAGCGACGAUGCUGCCGUAAACAGAAUGACUACAGACACCAUUCGCAGGAUUAAGCUGGCAGCUCAAAAUAUGGGUGUUGCGAACCGGUAUAUGUAUAUCAACUACGCAUCGGCCGAACAAGCCAGCGAAGUGUUUUCCGGUUAUGGCACAGACAACUUCCAAAGGCUCAAGGACAUCCAAAAAUCGGUGGAUCCUCGUGGAAUAUUCACUUCCCAGGGCCUGUGGAGGGGAUUUGUGAAACUACUUUAG